UCAGCCCCGAUUACACGGACCGGGUGACCCUGGCUCAGGCAGCAUGAUCAACGAUCAUGGCAGCCCAGUCCCCGUGUGCCCUUGGCCCAGCUCCCGCUGCCCGGUGGCCUCCACCGCCUCUCAGCUUCUUCAGGGUCACAGAGAAAACUUUCCCCAAGUAGAAGUUUGAGAAGAGGAAUGCUGAGAGCAUGGGGGCGGAUCCCCGCUGAGCGGCAGCCUGACAGCAAGCCAAUCAGAUGCCUGGGCCUCCUGCCAAUCUCGCCAACCUGUCCAAUCCCGACUGUGCCAUUGCUAAACUCUAUGCCCCCACUGUGCGCCUCCAAUGCUGCUGCGCUCUCUGCCAAUCGCUGGAGGACAGAGUGGGAAAAGGAGCAGGCAGAGUUGGGAGCCAGACAAAAGAAGUUAAAGAGCCGCUUCCUCUGCCCAUGUUGGUGCAGGAUGGUAGCGGGGGGAACAUAACAACAGGCAGAGUGGAUGGAGCUGAUGGUGUAGGAAUGGAGCCCCCUAUGAGCAAGAGGAGUCAGACUCUGAGGUUAGCGGAUUUGGCAGCGGCUCAAGCCCACCCUCACCAGACUCUGACAGGCUUCCCGGGGCUGGGGAGUCACCAAGCUCACUCCCUCCCUGCCCACAUCCACCCAGGGGAGUUGGGGAGUGACCCUGGAGUCGCCCUGACUCCAUUCGGACCUGAGCACAUGGCCCAAGCCAGUGCCCUGAAACUCAGCCCCUCGCAGCACAUGUCAGCGCACCCCGAGGCUCAGACCGCGGCUGCCUUCGCUUCUCCGGCCACGGUCAGCUACCCCCACCCCGGCUACACUGCCAGCAGGGAGUUCAUCCUCAGGAGGGAGCUGUCCGCCUCUGCCAUGCUGGGGGAGCAGCACCCGGCUACCGGCUCCCCCCAUCACCAUCACCACCACCACCCACACAGCAUGUUCAUCUCCUCCACUGGCACCUACGGGCACUCGGAGGGGGGCAGCCACCCUCUCUUCCCGGGCAUCCACGAUCAGACAGCCCCGGGAGUGCACCACCCUCUCAAUGGACAGAUGCGGCUUGGCUUGGCCGGGGAGCUGUACGGGAGAGCGGAGCCCUUCAGACCCGAGCACUAUGCAGCCUCCUCCAUCCACAGCUACAACUCUAUGAACUUAAAUGUCAACCUGGCAGCUGCUGCCGCCCACCCAGCCGCUGCAGGGGCGUUCUUGCGGUACAUGAGGCAGCCCAUCAAACAGGAGCUCAUCUGCAAGUGGAUCGAUCAAGACCAGACCUCCAAAAAGACCUGCUCGAAAACUUUCAGCACCAUGCACGAGCUGGUGAACCACGUCACGGUGGAGCACGUCGGGGGCCCCGAGCAGAGCAGCCACGUCUGCUUCUGGGAGGAAUGUCCCCGGGAGGGAAAGCCAUUCAAAGCCAAGUACAAGCUGGUCAACCACAUCCGAGUGCACACGGGGGAGAAGCCCUUCCCCUGCCCCUUCCCCGGCUGCGGCAAGGUCUUUGCCCGCUCAGAGAACUUGAAGAUCCACAAAAGAACUCAUACAGGAGAGAAACCAUUUAAAUGCGAGUUUGAUGGUUGCGACAGGAAGUUUGCCAAUAGCAGUGACAGAAAGAAGCACUCUCAUGUGCACACCAGUGACAAGCCUUACUACUGUAAAGUCAGAGGCUGUGACAAGUCCUACACCCACCCCAGCUCCCUGAGGAAGCACAUGAAGAUCCACUGCAAAUCUCCUCCAGGCUCCCCAUCAGCUCUGGGUUACUCUGCAGUAACCGCUUCAAUAGAUGACUCAAUGUCCCCAACUCAGGACCAAGUCAGGGGACGCUCUGCCAAUCUAUCCCCUCAGGUUACCAACCUCAAUGAGUGGUAUGUGUGCCAGGCCAGUGGGGUCCCUAAUAACCUACACACGCCUUCCAGCCAUGCUGAUUCCACAGAUUCCGAAAAUGAAGACACUUAUAGGAACUCUGAGAGAACUAUAAGAUAGACACUGCUCCAAACAUGGACUUUACCUAACUGUUGCCUACCCCAACCUUGACUGAUGGACCAGAUAACACAGAUGUUACUUUUCGGGGAUCCCCAAUAUUUAUUUUGUAGAAGUCCAUAAGUUCCUCCCACACUUGAAAAUGUUACUAUACUGUACUUCAAGAAUUUAGCCACAAAAUGGCAUCUUCAACAAACUGGUUGUUUUCUUGGUUAGAUGCCCAGCGAUACCAAUAAGGAUAAACAGCUCUACAUUCACUGCCAAUGCAAUGCAUUUUUAUUAGCUGGCUGGAUGCUAUACAGAGUGACAGUUGUCACACGUCAGAUCACUCUGGAGGCUUCAGUUUGAUCAGGCUCAGUUUUGUAAUGGCGCCUUGGCUGCAGAGCACCACCUGCUGAACAGGAAACAUGCUAUAGACUAAAGCGUGCCCACAGUUUACCAUUUAUACCAAUAGCAGAAUUGCUGUCUUCUUGGAUUCGUGAUUUCACUGCCUCCUCCCCUCCCUCUAUUUCAGAUUGCUGCCUGAGCUCUACAUUUGGUAACCAUCCAGUAACACAAUCAUAGUAUACAAAACAAUGAUCUCCACUUUUCACAAACGACGACCUUGUUUUAUAUAAGGACUUGAAAGAGAUAUUUUUUUCCAUAUUGCUAAGUUAUUUAUUAUUGUAAAAAGAUACCGUCCCACUGACAUAUUUUUGUUUUGACAGGAUGUAUUACUGAAUCUGAUCUGAUGUGCAUUAAAUGUAAUAAUCAACAUCAGAUUUAAAACUUUCAUAUCCAAUGUGUUAUAGAAUGCUUUCCAGAAGUUAAUAGGAAUCAAAUCACAAACUGGUUUCACUUAAAGGAAUAGUUUAUUUUCAUAAUUUCAUAAAGAAUCUUAACAGUGUAUUAACCUCGUUUCAACUAUAAUUACAAAUUGUAAUGAAAGUGAGUGGGAAAAUUACUUUGGAAAAUUAUAUUUAACGAUACAUUAAGUCAUGCACAGAAUGUGUAAUAUUCCAAACGUGUGCACAUUAUGGUGAAAUCCCGUGUUCAUGUAUAUGUGUGUGGGUGGGUGUUAUAUAUAUAUAUAUAUAUAUAUAUAUAUAUAUAUAUAUAUAUAAGACGAAUACCAUAUGUAUCACUCAAAAUGCAAGUAGCAGAAUAUGAUUGAGUUUUGGGUUCUUAUCUCUUUUUACCGUAGCGGUGAACAUAUUUCACAAUGAUGAAAAUAAUAUUUAAAUCACAAUGUGCCAAGACUUCUUAAAAUGUAGCAAGUAAGCGUGAUUCUAUCUAGUAACUGCAGUUGUGAUAUAGUUUCCGGCCACUUUAUUGCGAUAAUUCCAUAUCAAUGGUAAACGCGACAAAUUAAUACAUUUAGAUGUCUGUCUUAUUUGCACUUAGAAUUUAAUAGAAACGAAAUAAUGAGAAAGAAAAAAACAGAAAUUCCUCAGGUAAAAAAACAAACAAACAAAACAAAAUGAAAUAUUAAUGUUUAGCAUCAUCUUGGGAUUUGAUGUUCUUUGUUUUUGCAUUAUUGUUAUUCCCAAAGCACUGAUGCUACAAUUGACUAUAACCUUUGCUUUCAGCCCCAUACAUCUCAAGGCUCUCGUAUUAUCCCAGUGUCCAGAUUAUACAAUCCUACUAAAGACUACUAAUUUACCCUCAGAGACCCAGAGUUCUAAAUAGUAGACUGCCCUUCCCUUGGGUGUUUAGAUGCCUGUUGUAUAUGCUGUGAUCGAUUGUGCUAGUUUUGUCGUUGUUUAUAAAGUGUAUGUGAAUACUGUGAUUUUGUAAAAGUUGAAUUAAUUUAUUUUAAAUCUGGAUUCCUUUGGUUUUUUUCUGGAAGUGCGCUCAUACACCAAAGACUUAUACUAUUACUUUAUAGUGAAAUAUUGGUGUUUGAACUUGUGUCUUUUUUUACGUCAAGCAAUGAAGGUGAGAAGAGAAUCUAUGAAAUAUAUAUAUUUUGCAUUUUACUUGAAUCAGUGUGAUGUGACAGAUACUCUUCCUGCAUGUGUCCUGUGCAGUUUGAUACGGAUACUGAGUGCUUUAUAUAGUUCUGUACUAGUGCAGUGCUUCUGUCACUUGUCUGUGUAUGAUGUUCAGUAAGAAAAUCUACAUCUACAGUGGAAGAGACACAUUUUAAAUUAAAACUAUUCUGACGUCUUAAAAAGUCAUUUGCUGUGUUUGCUUUCCAUUUUUUAAUACCGUUGAAAUAAACAAAUUCAAUUAAACAAAAA
Pseudophryne corroboree (corroboree frog) is the source of this 4186-nucleotide messenger RNA. It is a transcript of the gene ZIC5, whose product is annotated as Zic family member 5. The transcript is spliced from 2 exons. Bases 237 to 1967 code for a protein of 576 amino acids. Gene Ontology annotation, molecular function: RNA polymerase II cis-regulatory region sequence-specific DNA binding; DNA-binding transcription factor activity, RNA polymerase II-specific. Gene Ontology annotation, cellular component: nucleus. The record is from RefSeq and is a predicted model, not a curated record. Gene Ontology annotation, biological process: regulation of transcription by RNA polymerase II. NCBI's taxonomy places the organism in Eukaryota, Metazoa, Chordata, Amphibia, Anura, Myobatrachidae.